AUGGUCCGAUUGAAGGCCCCGAUCCAGCUCCUUCACCUCUUCACAUCGGAGACCGAAGAUCGGAGAAUACGCAAUACACCCAGGCAUGCGAUCCUUCAAAUUUCGUUAUUUGUCCCUGAAGUAGGGCCUUGUGUCUCAGAAUUGUACUCCUACCUCUUAAUAGGAUCAAAGUCAGGCCUGAAUCGCUUUUUGAAGACUACUUCUGAAGGGCAGCUAUGUCUCCCUUCCUAUGGCUUCUGCUCUGUGCAACUUCGGCUCUGA
Messenger RNA from Histoplasma mississippiense, 261 nucleotides. RefSeq lists its product with no specific name. NCBI's taxonomy places the organism in Eukaryota, Fungi, Ascomycota, Eurotiomycetes, Onygenales, Ajellomycetaceae. The coding region runs from base 1 to 261 and encodes 86 amino acids. The record is from RefSeq and is a predicted model, not a curated record. The transcript has a single exon.